AUGACAUUGUUACUCAACUUACACGCGCUCUUUACCGCCAUUGUUGUUGCCAAUCUUUCAACCAGAUGCAGCGCACUGCUCUCUGGACGUGACUUUUGCUCCACACCGGCGCCCGAUGAGUCACUCCGAGCAGAGCACAGGAGAUUGUAUGAUCUACAGGCCCAACGUGGCAGCACCGCUGAGGAAAGCCGGGAGGUGGUGUCUAUGAUUGAAAUCGAGACAUGGUUUCAUAUCGUAAGCAGCAAUGAAGCAUCCAACACAGUAUCAGACGACAUGAUCACCAGUCAGCUUUCCUAUCUUCAGAAGGCAUAUGAAAGUGCGACUAUCAGCUAUCGGUUGGAGGGCAUUACUCGCCAUAUAAAUGACUCUUGGGCGCGGAAUGAUGACGAAUUGGGGAUGAAGAAUGCCCUACGAAGGGGCAAUUAUAGUACUUUAAAUGUCUAUUUCCAAACAGAUCUUCAGGCGUCUUCCGACGACACUUCUCGGGGCUUUCCCUAUAUCGGCAAUCGACGAACAGAUGUCUCGGAUCAAUCAUCAACAACUGUCCUUGGCUUCUGUACGUUGCCUGACCCGAGCGUGAAUUCCAGCAGCCCUCGUUCUAGUUACAUCAAGGAUGGUUGUAACGUGUUAGCCGAUACCAUGCCGGGUGGUAGUUUAGCGCAGUACAACCAGGGCGGCACAGCGGUUCACGAGGUUGGCCAUUGGAAUGGGCUGCUGCACACGUUCGAAGGUGAAUCGUGCUCCCCUGAUAAUGAAGGAGAUUACAUUGAUGACACCCCUGAGCAAUCUGAGCCUACGAGCGGAUGCCCCGCCGAGAAGGAUUCAUGCCCAGAUCUUCCUGGCCUUGAUGCAAUCCAUAAUUUUAUGGACUAUUCAUCUGAUGACUGUUAUGAGAGUUUUACUCCAGAUCAAGCUGAGAGGAUGAGGAGCAUGUGGUCCGCUAUGCGGGAAGGGAAGUGA
This is a messenger RNA of Aspergillus eucalypticola CBS 122712, 960 nucleotides long. RefSeq names its product zinc metalloprotease. NCBI's taxonomy places the organism in Eukaryota, Fungi, Ascomycota, Eurotiomycetes, Eurotiales, Aspergillaceae. Bases 1 to 960 code for a protein of 319 amino acids. Gene Ontology annotation, molecular function: metallopeptidase activity. The transcript is spliced from 2 exons. The record is from RefSeq and is a predicted model, not a curated record.